AUGCGAUUCAUGGGAUCAAUGAAGAGAAAGUCGUUAGAGCAUCCGCAUGAGGACUCUAGCCCUCCUUCUAAACAUCGUUUAUUAGCCGUGGAUGAAUCUGUAGCAUGCGUUCACGAUGUAUCAUAUCCUGAGGGCUAUGUUCCUAGUUUAAACCCCUCACUACCUCAAGCGGAUUCAAAACCAGCAAAAGAAUUCCCUUUUACGCUUGAUCCUUUUCAAUCCGAAGCAAUUAAAUGUCUUGACAGUGGUGAAUCCGUCAUGGUAUCAGCUCAUACAUCAGCAGGGAAAACCGUGGUUGCCCUUUAUGCCAUUGCCAUGUCUUUGCGGAAUAAGCAACGGGUUAUAUAUACUUCACCAAUUAAAGCACUUAGCAACCAGAAAUACAGGGAGUUCAAAGAAGAGUUUUCAGAUGUGGGUUUGAUGACUGGAGAUGUGAUGACUACAGAAAUUUGGCGCAGCAUGCAGUACAAAGGAUCAGAGAUUAUUCGUGAGGUAGCUUGGGUUAUUUUUGAUGAAGUCCAUUACAUGCGCGAUAGGGAGAGAGGUGUUGUAUGGGAAGAGAGUAUUGUUAUGGCUCCAAAGAACUCUAGAUUUGUAUUUCUUUCUGCAACAGUGCCUAAUGCAAAGGAAUUUGCAGAUUGGGUUGCAAAGGUGCACCAGCAACCGUGUCAUAUUGUUUAUACUGAUUAUCGACCUACACCGCUUCAGCAUUAUGUCUUUCCUGCUGGAGGUGAUGGCCUAUACUUGGUGGUAGAUGAAAAAGGGAAAUUUCGAGAGGAUAGCUUUCAGAAAGCUUUAAAUGCCCUUGUCCCUAUUAGUGAAGGUGACAAGAAAAUGGAUAAUGGAAAAUGGCAAAAGGGUUUGGUGGUUGGUAAGGCUGGAGAAGAAAGUGACAUUUUCAAGAUGGUGAAAAUGAUUGUGCAGCGUCAAUAUGAUCCUGUGAUACUUUUCAGCUUUAGCAAAAGGGAGUGUGAACUUCUUGCAAUGCAGAUGGCAAAAAUGGAUCUAAAUGAGGAUGAUGAGAAGCCAAUAUAG
Messenger RNA from Thlaspi arvense, 1035 nucleotides. The record is from the annotation of a GenBank genome assembly. Lineage: Eukaryota; Viridiplantae; Streptophyta; Magnoliopsida; Brassicales; Brassicaceae.